This is a messenger RNA of Salvia hispanica, 519 nucleotides long. Its product is annotated as LOB domain-containing protein 1-like. The record is from RefSeq and is a predicted model, not a curated record. Lineage: Eukaryota; Viridiplantae; Streptophyta; Magnoliopsida; Lamiales; Lamiaceae.
AUGCAUCGCCCCAACACCGUCUCCGCCACCACGGCGAUCCUCACACCGUGCGCGGUUUGCAAGACCCUCAGGCGCCGCUGCGCCGACAAAUGCGUGUUGGCGCCCUACUUCCCUCCCAAUGAGCCUCACAAAUUUGCCAUUGCUCACCGGAUUUUCGGAGCUAGCAAUAUUAUUAAACUUCUUCAGGAAAUUCCAGAAGAUCAAAGAGGAGAUGCUGUGACCAGUAUGGUCUAUGAAGCCAAGGCUAGGUUAAGGGACCCAAUCUAUGGGUGCGUCGGCACAAUUUGCCAUCUCCAGAAGCAGCUCGACGAGCUUCGGGUCGAGCUAGCUCAAGCACAAGCUGAAGUACUGAACAUGCAAUGCCAAAAUGCAAAUUUGGUGGAUCAAUUUUGCCAAAACAUGAAAAAUAAAGAAGUUCAUGAGAAUUCAUCACCCCUUGAUGAUGAAAUGCAAUACCAUGGGAAUCCUACAUUUUUCUUUGAUGAAGGAAUGAUGGGGAAUUCACCCCUUUGGACAUGA